GCGGUGGCGAUAAACGCGUACGAGAAAAAAAAUGGUUUUUUUCCGGGCUACACCGUAAGCUCCUUUCAAUGGUACAGCCAGUACGUUGGUCAGAGGGUCACGCGAUAAGAGCGUGGCUCCGAGCUUAUCGACGAUUUUGUAAUACUUUCCGACAUUUCCAUUGAUCCCAAACAGUACGAACAAAUACAUCUGUCACAGUGUAGUACGAAGACAUAAUAGCGUAUUGUCGACACGGUUCAAAACGCACAGGCGCGAGAUUCGCAUUAUUCCAGUCGACGCGAUCACCGCGAAUCGGUUUCAACUGGUGAGUUUCUCUUGGCUCUCCCUCCGACAACGGCGACCUUCACACUGCCGCUAAAUCAGCAUCUACCAAGGUGUGAUGCGGAUGUUAGGAUUGAUCAAGGAUGGACGUGAAUCACGUCUUUUACUGACCGCUGCGACUCGUGCUGUUACCCAUAACGCCAGAUGUAUAAGUAACCUUAAGGGCAAAAUAAUAGCUAUAAGACGGGAGGAUCAGUCAGUAUGGGAGAGAAGAGCACCGUUAGCCCCGGCGAACGUUCGCCGCCUAGUCAGAUCAGGUGUAAAGGUGAUCGUGCAGCCCAGCAACCGAAGGGCUUAUCCCGCCCAAGCCUACCAGGCUGCUGGUGCCCUGCUGCAAGAGGACAUCAGCUCAGCCUCCGUCAUCUUCGGCGUGAAGCAGGUACCUGUGGACCAGUUGAUACCUAACAAGACGUACUGUUUGUUCUCGCACACUAUCAAGGCACAGGAGAGUAAUAUGGCUCUCCUGGACGCGAUCCUGGAGAAGAAUAUACGUCUGCUGGACUACGAGAAACUUACAGACGCGAAUGGCCAGAGGGUGGUGGCUUUCGGCAAAUAUGCCGGUGUCGCUGGUAUGGUGAACAUACUUCACGGUUUGGGCUUGAGACUGUUAGCCUUGGGUCAUCAUACUCCAUUCAUGCACAUAGGACCGGCUCACAAUUAUCGGGAUUCAGCUAUGGCACGCCAGGCGAUCCGCGGCGCAGGAUACGAAAUCGCGCUGGGCGCCAUGCCGAAGUCUAUCGGCCCGUUGACCUUCGUCUUCACGGGCAGCGGUAACGUUAGCCAGGGUGGCCAGGAGGUCUUCCAAGAGUUGCCCCACGAAUACGUGCCGCCCGAAAUGUUGCGGAAAGUCGCCGAGCACGGCGAUACGACGAAGAUAUACGGUUGUGAGGUGCGGCGCAGGCAUCACCUGGAGAGGAAGGAGGGCGGCGGUUUCGAUCCCGAGGAGUAUGACCAACAUCCGGAGUUGUACAUCUCCACUUUCAGCAAAAAAAUAGCUCCGUACGCCUCGGUGAUCAUCAACGGCAUAUACUGGGCGGUGGAUUCGCCGAAGUUGUUGACGAUACCGGAUGCGAAAUACCUCCUCAGACCCGCUAAUACACCAUGGCUGCCGAUAAGCGUCGGUGCGCCCGCUUUGCCGCACAGGAUGCUCGGUAUCUGCGAUAUAUCCGCGGAUCCGGGCGGCAGCAUCGAAUUCAUGAACGAAUGCACGACGAUCGACACGCCAUUUUGUCUGUACGAUGCGGACCGCAACAAGGACACGAAAUCCUUCAAAGGUCCUGGCGUGCUAGUUUGCUCAAUUGACAAUAUGCCCACGCAACUGCCUAAGGAAGCAACGGAUUUCUUCGGUAAUCUUUUGUAUCCGUACGCUUUGGACAUCAUACAGUCGGACGCGAAAAAGCCACUGGAUGAGCAUAACUUCAGCCCUGCCGUGUACGGUGCCAUUAUUGCGUCCAACGGAAAAUUGACAUCCAAUUUCGAGUACAUCCAAGAACUCAGACAACUCAAUCAACGCAGCAGGCACAAAGCCGAUAAUGGAGAAGAGCAAAGCAAAACGGUGGUCGUCCUCGGCGCCGGAUACGUUUCCGCGCCCUUGGUCGAGUAUUUGCAUAGAGAUAAAAAUAUUAGGCUGGUGGUAGCGUCACAGUUGAAGGACGAGGCUGACGCGUUGGCCAAUCGGUUCCCCGGUGUGGAGCCAGUCUUCUUGAACGUCCUGGAUCGUCCCGACACGUUGCACGACGUGAUAAAAUCGGCGAACGUGGUCGUCUCCCUUCUACCGUAUUCGCUGCAUCACGUCAUUGCCAAAGCUUGUAUAGAAAACAAGAAUCACCUAGUAACAGCGAGCUAUAUGAACAAAGAUGUAAAAGCGUUGCACGAAGAAGCCCAAGAAGCUGGCGUCACUGUGCUAAAUGAAGUCGGAUUAGACCCGGGCAUCGAUCAUCUUUUGGCGAUCGAGUGUUUCGAUGAUGUGAGACAAGCAGGUGGCAAAAUAGAGUCCUUCGUCUCGUGGUGCGGCGGCUUGCCCGCGCCGGAGUGUUCCGACAAUCCUCUGAGGUAUAAAUUUAGUUGGUCCCCACGAGGCGCACUGCUAAACACCUUGGCGCCAGCGAAAUACCUUCAUGAGGGUCAGGAAGUGGAAAUCGCUGGAGGCGGCGAUUUGAUGUCUGCGGUGCAGGACUUGGACUUCCUUCCAGGUUUCGCCUUGGAAGGCUUCCCCAAUCGUGAUAGCACGAUAUAUAGGGAUUAUUAUGGUUUACAAAAUGCGAGCACCAUGCUGCGUGGUACGCUCAGAUUCAAAGGAUUCUCAGAUACCAUACUGGGCCUGCAAUUGCUCGGUCUGAUCGAUCCGAAUCCACAUCCAAUUUUACACCCGAACGGGCCAGACAUCACCUGGCGAGUGUUAGUGUGCAACUUGCUCGGUCUGGCGAACGACAAUAUCUUCUACGGGAACCUGAAGCAGAAAUUAGCGGAAAGGGUGAACUCGUGGGAGCGCGUGAAAAGUAUCGAACAACUGGGGCUCCUGGAAGAGGACCUGGUCUUGAAAAUGAACACUCCUCUCGACACGCUUACACAUUACUUGUCGAAGAAGCUCUAUUACGAGAAAACCGAACGCGACCUCGUGAUACUGAGGCACGACGUAGGUAUACUUUGGCCGGAUAACAGGAGAGAAUCCAGAGGGAUCAACUUGGUGCUUUAUGGAGACGCCUCUGGACAGUCUGCAAUGGCGCGUACUGUCGGCUAUCCCACGGCUAUCGCCGUCAAAAUGAUUCUAGACGGUGAAAUUCAGCAACGUGGAAUGGUGCUGCCUUUCACACCAGAUAUAUAUCGACCUAUUCUUAAUCGACUGAGAGCUGAAGGCGUACAAUCUUUCGAGACUUCUAAAUGGUUGUAACUGAUGCACUACAAAGUGAUGUAAUUUUUUUCGACUGCAUGUAUAUAUUUCUUGAACUGCAAAAACUAAAGUCAAGUCAUGUAUUUUAUUUACUUAACAUGCAAUCUACUUGACGAAUGCUUCGAAUUUUGAUUGAUCAAUUCAUAAAAUUCUUUGUUUUGAUUGGUCAAUCAGGGCAAUAUCAAGUAUUUUCGAAGCACUUGUAAUAAAAAGAAAUUGUAAAUUUUGUAACAAUUUUUGCACAUAUGAGCUAUUGUAUAAGUCUAUUCUAAGUAUUAUUCUAAUAAAAAAAAAAAAACGAGAGAAAGAUAUGAAUGUUUAUUUUCUAUUAUAGCUAUACUUAUGUUAUUUAUUGUAUAUUAAUUUUUAUAUUUAAAUUGUUUUUCGCAUUCAUAAAUGUCUGAUGGGAAAGUCAGGAAGACGGGAUCUUUAAUUUGAUAUAUUUAACAUUUAUUGAUAUUACCACCCCAGUGUGGAAAAUUGCUAACAAUACAAUGAUAUUUCGCUUAUUGCAUUCUCUUUUUUGUCUGUAAAUCUAAUCGCCUUAAGAUAUAAUUAGAAUGAUAACACAGGAACACCAUUCUCGCUUCUACUCGUUACGAUUUGAUUGAAAAACGAAUCGAUUUUACGCGCCGGGACAAUCAAAAAGACUAUUGAAUUGCACCAGUAAAGUAAUUAACUUGCAGUCGUGAUUUGCACGUCGUGCAUCUAUGUCACACGGUUAAUUGAUCUAUGUGACAAAUCCAAUAACGCUUUGAAAGAAUUGGAUAAACCUAAUAACGAUGAUUUUCACCGUUUCAAGCAGCAAAGUUUGUGCUGAUUAAAUAAGAAUAAACAAUGACAUACUUUUUCGAUUAUUCACAUACAUCUACAUACAUAACGACAAUUGAAAUUUAUC
Messenger RNA from Solenopsis invicta (red fire ant), 4109 nucleotides. RefSeq names its product alpha-aminoadipic semialdehyde synthase, mitochondrial (gene LKRSDH). The transcript is spliced from 10 exons. Bases 380 to 3211 code for a protein of 943 amino acids. Gene Ontology annotation, molecular function: saccharopine dehydrogenase activity. Gene Ontology annotation, cellular component: cytoplasm. NCBI's taxonomy places the organism in Eukaryota, Metazoa, Arthropoda, Insecta, Hymenoptera, Formicidae. The record is from RefSeq and is a predicted model, not a curated record.